Paramecium sonneborni is the source of this 593-nucleotide messenger RNA. The record is from the annotation of a GenBank genome assembly. Lineage: Eukaryota; Ciliophora; Oligohymenophorea; Peniculida; Parameciidae.
CACAUUAAUUAAUUAACAAUGGAAACAAAAACAUGGAUUUUGAUAUUAAGAUGGAUUAAUAUUGUAGCUGCGUAUAAUUUUAGAAUUAAAAAAAAACUAGAAUAGUAAUUGGAGCUAUGGGGAUCUAUCAAUUAGUUACUUUUUAAGUUUUUUAAGAUUUUCAUUACUAUGAAAUUUGGAGUAUUUUCACUCCUAUAUAUUCAUUGUAAACUAUUUCAUUUUAUAAAUUCAGGAUUUUUUGUGGCCUUUUAUUGGCAAUAGAAUUUAAGAAAGAUUUCAUUGCAGACUAAUUUUAAUUUAUGAUGAGUUGUUUUGGAAGAGGCGUAUUUUAUAUAUUGUAUAAAAUAAAAAAUUAUAUAAAAUAGUUUGGGUUCAGUAGUGUCUUAUUAACCUACAGGUGGAUCAUCAUAAUAAGUGUAAAAUAAUAUUAUAGAAUAUAGGGCUGGAUGGAUUUGGGGAUUGACUUUAUGGCUUGUUGGAAUAUUUUAUGUUAUUAUUCAUUUUGUUGGACCCAAGAGUGCGACUGCAGGUUUGAAAGAUGUAUUACUUUUCUUUAAAUUUAGGCUGUUGGUGCAGAAUAUGGAACAGCUUGA